CGAAAUUUUUAUCACAGACAGGAAAGUUAGUCCAUCGAAAAGUACGUAUUUAUAAAACGCUAUUUUUUGUUUAAUUUCUCCGACGCAAUAGCCAGGUUUUAAUACCUACCUCAACACCGAGUAAGAAAAGAAGUACAAUGCGCCAAGCGGAAAUACAACGAAUAUAAGCGCAAGAAUUGUUAAUUAGGCGCAUAAAUCACAGCGCAUAUACAAACGGCUUUCAAUAUUUGUGGAAAAACAUGGAUCUUCCUCCGCCUUGCGUGCCAACUCCACCAGGAUUAUCGACGAUCUAUUCAGCUUUACGCAAAGCGUACCCAGAACAAACAAAUCCACUUCAAGUGACAGCACUUGUAAAAUAUUGGUUAGGUGGUCCAGAUCCACUAGACUUUAUAAGCAUGUUUUCAAAUCCUGGGGAUCCCCUUCAUGGUAUACCACCACACUGGCAUUACAUCAGUUCUGGUCUUUCUGAUCUCCAUGGUGAUGGUCGAGUACAUGAUUUCCAUGGCCCACAUGGUUUGAGCGGUUAUGGCUUUGAAUUGACAUUUCGACUGAAAAAAGUACCUGGACAAAUGAUGCCUCCAUCAUGGCCGGCAGAGCUUAUGCAAGAACUGGCGAAAUAUGUUUUCCGAACAGAUAACAAUUUACAAGUAGGCGAUCAUGUUUCGUGGAACAUUCCGUUGGAUCGCACGCACUCGCGAUCUCAAACGACCAACAACUCCCACAUACGACAUAUACUCUUGGCCGAAGAUCCUCAGCUUACAAAAACGCAAUCAAGUUUGGGAACGCUACAAUUCGUACAGAUGGUUGGGGUAUGUGACGAUGAACUGUGCGCUGCCCAACAGUGGAAUGGAUUUUCUACUCUAGAUUUGUUACGACGCAUACCAUACGCAGGUGGUCCAUGGUUAAUAACAGACAUGGAAAGGAUUGAGAGCGUGUUUGAACUCGAACCAUCUCUACAAGAAGAGGUAACGCGAGGACUUGAACGUGAAGGAUCAACGUUGAGUGGCGUGAACGCGAAAUGCUAUUGGGAAGAGCUUAAAGAUAAUAGAAACAAUUCAAACGACUCAGGUUACAACGUUUCAUCAAGCAUCAUUCAAGCACCGCGCAUGACGGAUGCAACGCGAAAUCAUCACUUCAAUAAAUUCGCCAUCCUCCCGCCCAUUGACGCCACAAGUACAUUUCCCAAACAGCAUUAUAAAUCCGAAGCGCCUUUAGAGCGCAGCUCUGCUUGUAGUUCAGCGACAAGCGAGAUCAGUAGAACGCGAUCAUGUCGUGGUGUGUGUGUAAGGUUGAACAUUGAAGCCGCUACCCUAUUACCGCUGGCCUUCAGGGGACGCUUGCGACAUGGUAGACAUUUUACAUUUCAAAGUUCAAGUACAGAUAUCGCAAUUACUCUUGUUUCGGGAUCCGUAACCGGAUCAAUUGCAAACAAGGAUCAUCCCUACUCAGCAUGUGGAAACUGGUUACAGCUUUUUGUUGGGGAUGAACUUAUCGGAAAGCUUGAAAAAGAUCUAGACGAGCUCGCCAAUCCAGUAGAGGUAACUCUCCCGAAGGAGUACGGUUGGCCUGAAGCAAAUCUUAAAAUUGUGGUCUUGCCGGAUGAAUAAACGUUUUACUAGAUUUUAGAGAUUAGACAGAGCAAUAUACGUAGCUCUGGAGAGUAUGGAUGAAAACCGAUGUUGCCUCUCGAAACAAUGAAAACAAAACGGACUCAGAGUUGCGUGAACAUCAGCCAACGAACCGAAAUCAUCUGUACAUCGCAGAACUAGUCUGGAAAUUGAAAAUUCUCAAUACUAACUUAAAAAUACAGUAAGGUAAAUAUCGUUGUACAAAGGCGAUUGUUAAAGAAUGAAAUGCCAAGAUAUCGGGGGCAAAGAAAGAUACGUUCUACCUUUCAAUCAAGCGCAUCAAAACAAGCGCAUAUAGCGCGGCAUUUAUGAUUGCGCAACGAAGUGUAUCAAUGUCAUGUGCAGUGUAACAAAUUAAACGAAAGAAGACACCAGAACUGGGCCAUGCUGUUUUCAUCGUUAGGCAAUUUCGAUAGCGAUUUCACAAACUCGUGCAUUUCAACGAUUUAUUUCAUUGAGAUCAUAUUUCAGAUCAUACUAUAUUUGUCCAAUAAAAUUCUAUAGUUUUUCCUGAGAAUUCUAUAUUAAUAAUCAAAAAUUAACAAAAGCAUC
Messenger RNA from Xenia sp. Carnegie-2017, 2180 nucleotides. Its product is annotated as suppressor of fused homolog. Gene Ontology annotation, molecular function: transcription factor binding. The transcript has 10 exons. NCBI's taxonomy places the organism in Eukaryota, Metazoa, Cnidaria, Anthozoa, Malacalcyonacea, Xeniidae. Gene Ontology annotation, cellular component: nucleus; cytoplasm. The record is from RefSeq and is a predicted model, not a curated record. The coding region runs from base 240 to 1607 and encodes 455 amino acids.